AUGGAAGAAUACCAGCAUGACAGCAGCUCCAAUCCUAAUAGAAUGAGCUCUCUUAUCCCUCAAACGACCGAUAAUUGCUUCCGAUCCGAUAAUGAUCAGCCCAACACCUCUGUUAAAUCCGAAGCGAGCUCCUCAAGGAUCAAUCACUACUCUAUGUUGAUGAGAGCCAUCCACAAUACUCAAGAAGCUAACAACAACAACGUUAACGAUAUGGAAGCCAUGAAGGCCAAGAUCAUGGCUCAUCCCCACUAUUCUACCCUCCUACAAGCUUACUUGGACUGCCAAAAGAUAGGAGCCCCACCUGAGGUUGUUGAUAGAAUUACGGCGGCGAGGCAAGAUUUCGAGUCGCGGCAGCAGCGGUCAACGUCCGCGUCGUCCAGAGACCCCGAAUUGGAUCAAUUCAUGGAAGCAUACUGUGACAUGUUGGUUAAAUAUCGGGAAGAGCUAACACGGCCCAUUCAAGAAGCAAUGGAGUUUAUACGUCGUAUUGAAUCUCAGCUUAGCAUGUUGUGUCAGGGCCCCAUUCACACCCUUAACAAUCCUGAUGGGAAAAGUGAGAGAAUGGGAUCAUCAGACGAAGAACAAGAGAAUAACAACAGCGGUGAGGAAACAGAAUUACCAGAAAUAGACCCGAGGGCCGAAGAUCGGGAACUCAAGAACCACUUGCUGAAGAAGUACAGUGGAUACUUGAGCAGUCUUAAGCAAGAACUGUCCAAGAAAAAGAAGAAAGGCAAACUUCCCAAAGAAGCAAGGCAGAAGCUUCUUACGUGGUGGGAGUUGCAUUACAAGUGGCCGUAUCCUUCUGAGUCUGAGAAGGUGGCAUUAGCUGACUCAACUGGGUUAGAUCAGAAACAGAUCAAUAAUUGGUUCAUAAACCAAAGAAAACGUCACUGGAAACCGUCUGAAGACAUGCAGUUCAUGGUGAUGGAUGGUCUGCAACACCCGCACCACCACGCAGCUUUAUACAUGGACGGUCAUUACAUGGGCGAUGGACCUUAUCGUCUCGGCCCAUAA
Arabis nemorensis is the source of this 1014-nucleotide messenger RNA. The record is from the annotation of a GenBank genome assembly. NCBI's taxonomy places the organism in Eukaryota, Viridiplantae, Streptophyta, Magnoliopsida, Brassicales, Brassicaceae.